Molecule: messenger RNA, 483 nt
Organism: Dentiscutata erythropus
Lineage: Eukaryota; Fungi; Glomeromycota; Glomeromycetes; Diversisporales; Gigasporaceae
Source: the annotation of a GenBank genome assembly
AUGAAACUAAAAGCAAUUAGCUAUUAUCAAAAAGCAACAGGUAUAAAAAAUAUUGAAGGUUGUAACAAACCUAUCCAAGAAGCCGAAACCAUCGAAGAAGUGAAAGUAUUCAGAGCAAUUGCUCAAGAAUACUUCCUGGAAGAUUCAGACAAAGAAGUAAAAACAAUACCUUGGGACAAUACUUAUGAUUGGAGUAAAUGGGAAGAUAAUGGUAAAGAAACAGAAAGCACUAAUACCAAACCAGAGUAUAAAGAGCUUACUACUCAAGAAAUAGAGCAUAAAAAAUAUAUCCAGGAUCUCCUAACUAAAUUGGCUUUGAAAUUUAGAAUAGACAUAACCUGGUCGAUAAGAAAUAGAUAUCAAAAUAAAUAUACUAAUCAUCGGCCUGAAAAUAAACCACAACUUAUAGAUUUAGGUAAAAUCUAUCUAAUCAAUAUACCCCAGUGGGAAAACCACCAAAGGGCUAAAAUUUGGAGACAGUAG